Argiope bruennichi is the source of this 3279-nucleotide messenger RNA. RefSeq names its product RNA polymerase II elongation factor Ell-like. The record is from RefSeq and is a predicted model, not a curated record. The transcript has 13 exons. Gene Ontology annotation, biological process: transcription elongation by RNA polymerase II; snRNA transcription by RNA polymerase II; positive regulation of transcription elongation by RNA polymerase II. NCBI's taxonomy places the organism in Eukaryota, Metazoa, Arthropoda, Arachnida, Araneae, Araneidae. Gene Ontology annotation, molecular function: cis-regulatory region sequence-specific DNA binding. The coding region runs from base 110 to 2476 and encodes 788 amino acids. Gene Ontology annotation, cellular component: transcription elongation factor complex.
CCGGCGUGGUUUGCGUCCCUUCUGUAUGCUCUUUGUAAAGUAGAGAGUGUGUAUGAAUUCUUUCCUUUCUAAUAUUUAAACCACGUGGUGGUUAUUAUAUUAAUUAAAAAUGGAUAAUAUUGGAGAGAUUGAUUUAGUUAGUCAUAACGAAUAUAAUAAAUCUGCUAUACUUAUGAGGAUGUCCGAUGAUGUCUUGAGCUUACUUGAAAAAUAUGCUCUUAACCAGAAUGACUCUUCAUCCAAGCUGACAAUAAAAUUUGAUGAUUCAACUGGAGUUAUAAGAAUACCAAAUGAUGGAAAGGAUGAAGUUUUUAAUUUCAGCUUUACAGGUAGCACAGCAGGCCGCGAUUCAACUUAUUGUGUCCAGGAAACAGAGAACAGAACAUUGGAAGCUGUAGCCCUUGUGGAGCGACAAAAAAUCAAUAUUAAGCCGAGUGUUAAUAGUUUUGAAAAAACUAGAUCAAAAAUAGCAAAUCAACGUAAAAUAAACCGGUGCAGAGAAGUUGAAAUGCCGAAUUCACUUACUAGGGCCAAGAAAGUAGCAGUAAAACGCUCAAGAACUUGCACAAAUGCACCUAAUUCUGUGACCAUAAAUGGCAAUGAAAAGAAAAAGUUUAUGCCCUAUAAGGGUUUUGAUAUUGUGAGCCAACCAUUAAGAAAAAGGAUUAUACAUAUGUUAGCUUUAAAACCUUGUAAAAAAUCAGAAAUUCUGGAUAGGCUGAUGAAAGAGGGUAUCUCUGAAUUUCAGAAGAGUAAAUUAAUUGUCAUAUUAUAUGAGGUUGGUUUUUUGAAGAAUGAUAUAUUUCAUUUGGAUCCCAAAAUGUGGAAAGAAGUUGAAGAUGACUGGAGUUUUUAUUCAGCAGAAAAUGCAGCAAUUGUUCAAAGAAGGAAGCAAAAGGCGUCUCAAACUGGUGUAAUUCUAGAACCCCAAAAUCCACCAAAUGUUCUACCUCCAAAUAAACGCUCAUUAGUAGAUGAAAUCAUUGCCGGUUCUACGCCUAUCCAAAAGAAACAGAAGACAAUUGUUAAAGAAGAAAACCCUGGUCUUCCUUCUUUAGCACAAUAUGCGAUGAGGAAUUCCACACCUAAGAAUAGCACAAGUCCUACUUCUGAAUCCAAAGAAUCUAACAUUGAAGUUACAUCUCCUCCAUCUUCUAAGAAGAAGCGUAAAAAGAAUAAAAGGAAGAAGAGAAAGAAAAACAAGUUAUGUUUGAGCAAUUCGGAAGUUAAGAGUUAUUUGCCUUCCACUGUAAUAAAUACGACAAACCCUGUCCUUCUUAAAGAUUCUUGCCUGGUAAAGAAAAUUACUAGUCCUCCAGUAGCACCGUCUUCAACAGUUGAUGACACAACAUUAGAUGCUAAUAGAGUGUCUUUAAAUAACUCUGGUUCAUUUUUUUCCUUUAGAAAUGAUUCUUCUUUGGUACAAAAAACAAAAGUUCCAUUUCUGAAAGAGACUCAAAGUAAUAAUACUUCGCAAAUUGUGGGGAAACCUACUCUUUCUCCAAAAGAAUUUCAGAAUUUGGAUUCAUUUAAUCCGAAAUCGGAAGAAACUCGUAAAAAAGACAUUUUUCCAUCAACUGUUGUGAAAUUAUCUGAACCUCCUGUAACAAGAACACAAGAACUUUCUUCACAUUCUGCUUCUUCAUCCUCACGUUCUGCUGUUGUGAAAUUACCUGAACCAUUUCACAAACAAGAAGAGUUUGUACCUACUGAUUGCAUAAGAAUUUCUGAAUCUCCUGUAACAAGAACACAAGAACUUUCUUCGCAUUCUGCUUCUUCAUCCUCACAUUCUGCUGUUGUGAAAUUACCUGAACCAUUUUACAAACAAGAAGAGUUUGUACCUACUGAUUGCUUAAGAAUUUCUGAACCUCCUGUAACAAGAACACAAGAACUUUCUUCGCAUUCUACUUCAUCACAUUCUGCUUCUUCAUCCUUACAUUCUGCGUCGUCUUCUUCAUGUUCUGCUUCUGCUUCUUCUUCAUCCUCACAUUCUGCGUCGGCUUCUUCAUGUUCUGCUUCUGCUCCUUCACAUUCUGCUUCAUCAUCACAUUCUAUACUGUGUAGUAUAUAUAAAAUUCUAUCUAAGCAAAUUAUCAAGUCUGCAGAUCAUGAUGCUAAUGAUUUUAGAAGGAAAUUUCCUAAAAUUACUUCUUUGGAGCAGAGAAACAGAUGUAAAGAACUUUUCGAUUAUGAAUACUCUAGUUACAUAGUAUUAUUAAAAUCUGUGAACAAGGCAAUUGAAAGAAUGAAUGAUUUAGAAGAAAAUUUGAAAACUUUAAAAGAAGGAACCCAAGAAUAUGAAGCUGCUUUGUUGAAAUUGUUUCAAGUUUAUAAAAUGUACCUGGAAAAUUCCCAGCACAGAGAAUGUAGUCAAUUAGUGUCUCGUUACCAAAAGAAAUUAUCUUACAUAAGAUCUCUUAUUCUUGAAUUUGACAAUGAACAUUAUGGAAAUUUGUCAUCAAAUAAUUCUGAAUAAUUUUUAUUUUACUUUCUAAUUUCCUUUUGGAAGGAAUCGAGAUAGCUAUGUAUAUAUUAAUUAGAAUGUUCUUAAUGCCAUUUGUUACUUGGUGCUUGUCUUGCACCAAACUUUUUAAAACAAUCUUCUCCUGGCUGUAUUUAUUUUGUAAUAGAUAUUGAUUUCUAAAUGCUUCUCUUUCCCCAUUUCUAGUUAUUGUCCAUUUUCAUGUUGUUAAAUUAGUACCUUUCCCCAUUAUCACCAUCAAAUCAAAGGUAUUCAUUUAUUAUGAAGAAAAGCUCUUAUUGUAUGAUUUUUCUUUAUUAAAUAUUAAGCAUGUGGUAACAAGGUGUUGUAAAAAUUUUUCAUAGUGAAUUCUGCCAUAUAUUUAGAAGCCGUAAAUCAUUUCCAUAACAUCUGUUUCUUUAUGAGAUUUAGCGUAGAAUGAUUAAAAUAUGUGAAUUUCCUUUUCUUGAAAGGAAGCUUGUUUUAUGAAUUUGAAUUUGAGAAUUCGAAUCUAGUCGAUGUUUCAGUUUUGUGACAUUUUUUGAGCGACUAAACAAAGAAAUUUCCUUUAUAAAAUCUGUAAUCUGAAAAAAGAAGAAAAAAAAAUUUGUUUUUAACUAAAUUUUAGGUGAAGAAGGCUAGAUAUUUGUACAAAACUUCAGGCUAUGGAUGUUUGUACAAAAUAUAUUUGUGUGAAACAUUCUAGUCAAUGUUGUAAUAAGUUCCUAUAAAAGCAUUUAUAAAUAAUUAUUUAUUAUAAGAUGGGCAAAUAAAUGUUUGAAAUCUUUUAUUGGGUUCUUAUUAAUUAAUAGAUAAAA